This is a messenger RNA of Fonticula alba, 1950 nucleotides long. RefSeq lists its product as hypothetical. Gene Ontology annotation, cellular component: clathrin adaptor complex; clathrin-coated vesicle. Gene Ontology annotation, molecular function: clathrin-cargo adaptor activity. The record is from RefSeq and is a predicted model, not a curated record. NCBI's taxonomy places the organism in Eukaryota, Rotosphaerida, Fonticulaceae. Gene Ontology annotation, biological process: intracellular protein transport; vesicle-mediated transport. The transcript is spliced from 10 exons. Bases 224 to 1621 code for a protein of 465 amino acids.
GCCCCCCUCCUCUCGCCAUCUCCCCUUCUCGCCCCCCCCCCUCCUCCUCUGCUGUUUCUCUGCCCUUGCCGCACCCUCGCCCACACCCGCGCGCGCUCCGACGCUCGCCCCCCCCCCUCUCCUCCCGGCACAUCGAGCCCGUCCCCCUGCCUUCCCUCCCUCUCCCGCCCUCUUUUUCUCCGGCCCCUCCCGUCCCCCGUCCGGGCGCCCUUUUCUUUACACCAUGGUCCUGUCGGCGGUUUUCAUUCUCGACAUCAAGGGCAAGGUCCUGAUCUCCCGCAACUACCGUGGCGACAUCAACAUGUCGGCCAUCGACAACUUCGUCCCCCUGGUGGUCGAUGCCGAGGAUGAGCCUCCCCCGGUCGUUGCCUCCGACGGCCUCCACUUCAUCUACAUCAAGCAUAAUGAUCUCUACCUGGUCGGCAUCACCCGGAAGAACACCAAUGCCGCCGCGCAGCUGGUCUACCUGCACAAGUUCCGCGCCAUCCUCGAGGAUUACUUCCGCACCCUGCGCGAGGAGUCCAUUCGCGACAACUUUGUCCUCAUUUACGAGCUCCUCGAUGAGACCAUGGACUUCGGCCACCCCCAGUUCACCGAGCCCAGCAUCCUGAAGGAGUACAUCACCCAGGAGUCCAAUGCCCUGGACAUCAUCACCGGCGCGGUUGGCCUUGGCUCCGGCAUCCCCUCUCAGGCCAGCACCCCGGGCGGCCCGCGCCCGCCGCAGGCCGUCACCAACGCGGUCUCCUGGCGCCCGGAGGGCAUCCGCCAUCGCAAGAACGAGGUCUACCUCGAUGUGGUCGAGUCCAUCAACCUGCUGGCCAACCCCGAUGGCACGGUCCUGCGCUCGGAGAUCAUCGGCGCCAUCAAGAUGCGCGUCCAGCUGAGCGGCAUGCCCGAGCUCCGCCUCGGCCUCAACGACAAGGUUCUUUUCGAGUCCACUGGCCGCUCCACCAAGGCCAAGGCUGUCGAGCUGGAGGACGUCAAGUUCCACCAGUGUGUGCGUCUGUCGCGCUUCGACACCGACCGGACCAUUUCCUUCAUCCCCCCUGAUGGCGAGUUCGAUCUGAUGACCUAUCGCCUGAACACUCCGGUCCGCCCGCUGAUCUGGGUCGAGAGCAUUGUCGAGACCUACUCCGGUACCCGUGUGGCCUACCUGAUCAAGCUUACCGGCCAGUUCCGUCGCCGGUCGACCGCCAACAGCAUCGAGGUGGCCAUCCCGGUGCCGGAUGAUGCGGACACGCCGAAGUUCCGCCCGGCUGUUGGCUCGGCCCGCUACGCCCCGGAGCGUGGUGCCAUCAUCUGGACCAUCAAGCUUCUGCCCGGUGGUCGUGAGACUGCCCUCCGCUGCAGCUUCGGCCUGCCGUCCGUUCGUCGCGCCGAGGACAUUGCCAAGCGGCCUCGCCCCAUCGGCGUCAAGUUCGAGAUCCCCUACUUCACCACCUCCGGUCUGCAGGUCCGCUACCUGAAGGUUGUCGAGCGCAGCGGCUACCAGGCUCUUCCUUGGGUUCGCUACAUUACUAAGAACGGCGACUACGAUAUUCGCAUGGCCGAGGCCGUUGCUGUUGCGGCCAACUCCGAAUCUGCCCUCAACAAUGCUGCUGCCUUUGCUGAGGGCAAUUAAAUGCUGCGAUCGCGUGGUGGACUCCGCCGCGGGGCCUCGAGAUUGGCGCCAGUGCCCGAUGUCUCCCCUCUUUCCUUCCUCACUACACACCCUCAUAUACAACCUCAUAUGCUCAUAACUUCACACGUGCACGUGCAUAUGCAUCCAUGCCGCCCCAUACACACGCACAUACGCACAUCUCCCGCCCAUAUGUGCCAAGGAUCCUGCCAUCCCCUCCUUGAGCCUUCAGAGAGGUCCCCAGUUUGAUUGCCAUCCAUGUGCGCCGCGCCUUUCUCCGCCUGCGGCAAUGUGCUCCCCUUCCGCUCGCCAAGCAAUAUAUAAAGCCUACC